AUGGUUCACUACAGUCUCAUCCUCGCGGCUCUCCUCUCAGCCACUCUCAGCGCCGCAAUGCCAGCUCCCCAGCCGGAGGCCAAGGGCCUUUACACCAUCCCCGCCGCCGGACUCCCCAACGGCAUGUACGACGUCGACCUCAACGAAGACGGCACUACACACUUCACCCUCGUCGACGUCGCCCACCCUAACUUCACCCUCGCCGACACCGCCGACUCUACCUCCGCCUACCACGCGCGUAACCUUCUCGCCCGCGACAACGAAGGUCCAGGCUGCGGCAGCAGAAAGCUCAGCACAUCCGACAUCCAGCAAGCCUCGAACCAAUGGAUCAACUUCUGCGGCGGCGGCACCAAGUGGUCCGGUCGCUCCAAAGCCUUUUACUACAACGGCGUCGUUGCGUAUGGCUGCUCCUACGGCGGGGAUCAGGGCUGCAACAAGGAUAUGAUGGCCACGCUUUACGGCAAGAUUGCGGGUGCGUGCGGCUCUGAUGUGGAGGGGUAUUAUUCUUUCCCCCAGUUCAAGGCUGGCUAUGGGUACACUGUGUCGAACGGUGGAAGCUUUUGUUAG
Messenger RNA from Alternaria hordeiaustralica, 567 nucleotides. RefSeq lists its product as uncharacterized. The transcript has a single exon. The coding region runs from base 1 to 567 and encodes 188 amino acids. NCBI's taxonomy places the organism in Eukaryota, Fungi, Ascomycota, Dothideomycetes, Pleosporales, Pleosporaceae. The record is from RefSeq and is a predicted model, not a curated record.